This is a messenger RNA of Ectocarpus siliculosus, 1083 nucleotides long. Lineage: Eukaryota; Phaeophyceae; Ectocarpales; Ectocarpaceae. The record is from the annotation of a GenBank genome assembly.
AUGCGAGAAGAACAGGCCCUGCUGGCGGGACUGGUAGCCGUGUGCGCCGUGUCCGCGGCGGCCCUGGUGCGCCUGGUCGCCGUCCUCCGGAUCUUCCGACGCCACCGGCAGCAGCAGCAGAGCUUUACCAACGGCAACCUCGGCCAGGAAGAAGAACGGCGGCACCUGCAAGCGACGGACGCCGACAGAGUCGCCUCGUCGCGCGUCAUCGUGCCCUCCCUCCUGUUCCACGUCCUGGUGUUCCUGUGCCUGGCGGUGGAGGUGCCCGUCUACGCGUGCCGCUGGCUGUCUUCCAGCGGGAUCGCCGUGGGCUUGGUCCAGGGCGAUCGAUCGCUGUACGCCCUGCACAUGACCAGCUACCUGCUGCUGUUCAUGGCCUUCUCUGUCGUAGUCACGCUGUGGAACGACGUCGCCGUGUUCGAGCCCAACGAGUGCACCGCGCUCAUGAACAGAUCGAUGGUCGCCCUCUGCGUGUGCUACGUCCUGGUGACCGGCAUCGCCGUCAGCGUGUGCCUCGGUGUCGGGAACGUCAAGUACUUCCUCUCCAGCUUCGCCUUCCUCCUGUUCUGCGCCUACAGCAUAGCGGUCCUUCUCCUGCUGGGGGCGUCCUUCUUGGUGCUGGGGUGUCUGCUGCAGCAGCGUAUAUGCCGGGUCUUGGUGACCGGCAGCUGUACCGCACGGCUCACGGCUAGGAUUGUCCGCCUCAACGUCGUUAUGCUGGCGUGCUUCACCUGCUUCACCAUGAGGGCGCUGAUGCUGGCUGGAUUGAUCCAGGCGCAGGCGGAAGGAGAGGAGAGCGGAAAUUACGCCAGCGGAUGGAAAAGGAGGGAGCAGGACAUGAGGUUGGAGUGGGCGCUGCACGUGAUCCCGUGCGUGGCCAUGCUGUACCUCAUGCGGAAAGCCGGGGAGCCGAGCUCGUCCUCAUCGUCAACCGCGACAACGCCGGCCGGCAAGGAGUACGGUGGUGACGAGAGCACGGGGUUUAGCGGUGCUGACGUGGAGGAUGGAUACGGCGAGCAGGCGCCUGGUUCGAACAGAUACCUCACCGGCGGCGGCGGCGGCGGCGGCGGUUAUACCGGCUGA